UAACAUUCAUUAUUGAGAGCGGACGUGUUUUUUGUUUGCUGCACAAAAACAAAAGGUGCGAAACGUGCCAGGAUAUUUGCAACACUCGUAUUUUAGUUAAUUUGUGUGCACUCGGCAACGGGAUCAGCAGCAAACCUGUUGAUUGAAAUGCAACACGCGCAACGCAAUAACAAUACCAACAACAACAAAAACGAACAACAACAAUUUAACUAGCAAAUAUCAAAAUUGUCAAGAAGUCAUAACAACACAAGCAACAAGAAUCGUUCAACUAGUGCAAAUUAUAUACAUACAUAAACCCAAACAAAAUUCUUAACAAAAUAUCAAAAUUCAACGCAAUUAAAUUUCCAAGCAAUAGUCAGCAAAAAAAAAAUUAAGAAUUAAAAAUUAAUAACAACAACAUCAAACGUCCAGCAAAAUAAUAACAACAACAGCAAGACGAAGAAGAAGAAAAAGUCGACGAAAUAGAAGCAAAGAUAAAGAAUUUGUUUUUGCGCUGUCCAGUGAAAUACGAGAGGCCGCGCUAAGAAGAAGCAGCAUAGUGUAGACCGGGAGAGAGAGAGAGAGUGCAGCACGGAGCAGAACAACAGUAAACAACGGCAACAAAAAUGUCGGCGACAAUUGUACAAAAUUCAACUGGAACUGCAAAUAUCGUUGGCAAUACACACUAUUUCGAAUGCGAUGACAUAUUCCAAACGGUUGUCAGUGAUAUGCAGCAGCAGCAGCAACCGGAUCACAUCCUGGACGCCAGCAUGGAUCAGCACCUAAGCGAUAAGGAUCAUCUUCAGCAGCAGCAGCAGCAGCAGCAGCAGCUGUUGCAUCAGCAGCAUCAUCGCUUGCAUGGACCGUUAACGCGCACCAUCUCACAGCCGGCUCAGCGGCUGAGCCAAUUGACACAACAGCAACAACAACAGCAACAGCAGCAGCAGCAGCAACAACAGCAGCAGCCGCAAGUUGCUUCGCUGGUGACCAUCAUUGAGAAUCUGAGCAACAUAACGCUGCACCGCAAGUUGGAGCGCACGCAGUCGGAGCCGCUGCCGCCGCAGCAGCCAAUGAACACAUCGCGCUACAAGACGGAAUUGUGUCGUCCGUAUGAGGAGGCCGGCGAAUGCAAAUACGGCGAAAAGUGUCAAUUCGCCCACGGCUAUCACGAGUUGCGCAACUUGCAGCGUCAUCCCAAGUACAAGACCGAAUAUUGUCGCACCUUUCACAGCGUCGGCUUCUGUCCCUACGGACCGCGCUGCCACUUUGUGCACAAUGCGGACGAGGCGCGUGCGCAGCAGCAGCAGCAGCAGCAGCAACAACAACAACAGCAGCAGCAGCAGCAACAACAGGCGGCCAAAACGUUCCAGAAGCCCGCCCAACUGAUCAGCAACAACAACAACAACAACAGCAACAACAACAACACAAGCAUCAGCCAAUACUUUUUGCCGCUGAGCCCGCCGCUGAGCAUGAGCACCGGAUCGGAUCGCGAAUCGCCGACCGGCUCCCUUUCGCUGUCGCCGACAAAUUCGCUGACAAAUUUUCCAUUCCAUGAGGCGGCCGCCUAUUUGAGUAUGCCCAAUAAUUGUAACGGUACGAUCAAUGGGCAUGCCUCCGCCUCUGCCUCUGGGUCUGCGUCUGCCUCUGUUUCCGUUUCCGCUUCCGUCUCCUGUUCGGGAUCGUCGGCAUCGUCGACAUCCUCGGCGUGCGGCUUGGCGCCGGCCACGCCUCCGGAUAGCCCGAAUGCGCCCAUAUCGCCGGUGCAUACGCCGCCGCCGCCGACAGCGCAGUACGAGAACUGCAACAACAACAACAACAGCAACAACAACAACAACAACAACAACAACAACAACAACAACAAGCAGCUGCUGCAAAAGAGCAUCAGCUCGCCGUUGCAACAACAGCACGAGGAGGCGCCACGGUUGCCAGUUUUUAAUCGUUUGAGCUCAUCGACGGCCGCCACAAUUUUAUUGCAAAAAUCUCAGACAAUUAAUCGAUAUCCGAUCAUUCCGCAGGAGAAUUUCAUGUAAAUGGCGGCGCGUCGCUUUGUGGUGAAUACGAUUUUAAACGAAACUCACCACACGCUGCCAACGGCCUUUCACCACAUCCCCACGGCUCUUCCACCCCCCUCUUCUCUCUCCAGCCAACACACACACACACACACACACACACACACGCACACACACACUCUCUCUCUCUAUCCAUCUAUCUAUCUCUCACUCUCUCUCUCUCUAUCUCUCUCUCUCCCUCAUUUACUCACUGACUCAAACAAGAUCUUAUAUAUAUUUA
Molecule: messenger RNA, 2268 nt
Organism: Drosophila virilis
Lineage: Eukaryota; Metazoa; Arthropoda; Insecta; Diptera; Drosophilidae
Gene: Tis11
Product: Tis11 zinc finger protein
Molecular function (GO): mRNA binding; metal ion binding
Source: RefSeq, a predicted model, not a curated record